ACGAUCAAAAUGAGCAACUAUAAAUACGAAAUAAGUGGAGAGAAAAAAAUAAAUUACUAACAAAGAGGAACAACCAAUUCAUUAAAUUUAAGUUGAGUGAAUUGUCUCUCUAGCAUUGCUUGUAUUGAAGAAACAGAGAAGAGAAGCUUAUAAAUUCAGUGAAGAUGGUGGUUAGAACUGUGGAUCUUCGCUCAGACACAGUCACUAAGCCAACUGAAGCCAUGCGGAACGCAAUGGCGAAUGCUGAAGUGGAUGAUGAUGUCUUAGGUUAUGAUCCAACAGCUCAACGCCUUGAAGCAGAGAUGGCAAGGAUAACGGGCAAGGAAGCAGGAUUAUUUGUUCCUUCAGGCACUAUGGGUAACCUUAUCAGUGUGCUGACUCAUUGCCAAAUCAGGGGCAGUGAGAUUAUUCUCGGUGAUUAUUCCCAUAUCCAUAUUUAUGAAAAUGGAGGCAUUUCCACCCUUGGAGGUGUUCAUCCAAGGACAGUGAAGAACAAUGAAGAUGGUACAAUGGAUCUUGAUCUGAUUGAAGCUGCGAUUCGAGAUCCUAGCUUUGAAAUAUGUUACCCAACCACUAGGCUGAUCUGCUUGGAGAAUUCGCAAGCUCACUCAGGGGGGAGAUGCCUUUCUGCGGAGUACACAGACAAAGUCGGAGAGCUAGCAAAGAAGUAUGGUCUGAAGCUUCACAUUGAUGGAGCUCGAAUAUUCAAUGCAUCAGUUGCACUUGGAGUGCCUGUUCAUAGGCUUGUACAGGCUGCUGAUUCAGUUUCGGUAUGCUUAUCAAAAGGUCUUGGUGCUCCAGUUGGAUCUGUGGUUGUUGGUUCGAAGAGUUUCAUUGCCAGGGCCAAAAUCCUGAGGAAGACUCUAGGCGGUGGGAUGAGGCAAAUUGGUGUCCUUUGCGCUGCUGCUUUUACCGCUUUACAAGAGAAUCUUGUUAAGCUGGAAGGAGAUCACAGAAAGGCUAAGAUUUUGGCUGCGGAACUUAACAAAAUCAAAGGGCUUAAAGUUGAUGUUGCUACUGUAGAGACUAACAUUGUAUAUUGCGAUAUACUGAAGGGGUCAAGGAUCAGCGAAACAGAAUUGGUCAAGACUUUGGAACAAUAUGGUUUACUUAUACUACCAGAAGGCCCACUGAGAGUCAGAUUUGUUCUACACCACCAGAUUUCAGAAAGUGAUGUACACUAUGCAUUGUCUUGCCUUCAGCGAGCUUUAGCAGGAGUGGCUGAAGAAAACGGUGACAUGUAACCGGAUAAACGGUUUCAGACAUGAUCUCUUUCUGUUAGAAACUCUUCCAAAUGUUACAUGGGAGAGACCAGUUUCAUUUGCAAAUUUUAGUAAAAUCUUUAAACUUCUCAUCAUGUCCUUUUAAUGAUCAAAGACUGUUUGUUCUUCAUAUGUUUGUGGUUGAACUAGUUUUAAAAUUUAUCCUAAUGAUUUAGUAAGAGAUGUAUGUUGGCU
This is a messenger RNA of Solanum stenotomum, 1457 nucleotides long. Its product is annotated as low-specificity L-threonine aldolase 1. Gene Ontology annotation, molecular function: L-allo-threonine aldolase activity. The record is from RefSeq and is a predicted model, not a curated record. Bases 165 to 1244 code for a protein of 359 amino acids. Gene Ontology annotation, biological process: L-threonine catabolic process; glycine biosynthetic process. The transcript has 11 exons. NCBI's taxonomy places the organism in Eukaryota, Viridiplantae, Streptophyta, Magnoliopsida, Solanales, Solanaceae. Gene Ontology annotation, cellular component: cytosol.